CGCUGGCAUGCUAACGUGCAGUAGUAAAAGUUUCCACAAUACUGCUCAACUUCUUAAAGAUACUUUAGCCUAUCUAAAAAUAGCGUAACGGCGCAGUUUGAAAUGUAAUGCAGAGUAAACCUCAUUGACGGCUAAUUGUAAAUAGUGUUGAUGAUUUGGCAGUAGCUUAUUUGCUUUAGUUCUGAUAUCAUUGUUGACAAGUGCACCAAGUCAAGAUAGCACGAUGAAAUCCCUGAGAAGUCUUGGCAUGCAUCCGGCCGCGUUGGCAUACUCCAUGACAACACUUGGCGCUGGGAUGAUGAACAGCAUCUUCAGUUUCUACUAUGUCAAACUUUUUCUCAACAGAUACAAAAUAUCAGAGACAGCCUUCCACCAGUCACAGGUGGUCUACAUGAUCUGGAAUGCUUUCAAUGACCCACUCUUUGGCUACCUCCAGGAUAAUUCACGAGUGCCAUGCUGUUCCCGACGGAGGCUUUCCAUCUUGUAUGGAGCUCCGUUUUACUGUCUGGCAUUCCUGCUCGCCUGGUUUCCGUGGAGAUCCUACGCGCCAGGAGACUGGCUGAGCGGACUUCACUUAAUGGUGACGCUGUGUGCGUUCGACGGCAUGCUCACCUUCGUCCUGCUUGCCCAGUGUGCUCUCUUCGCCGAAAUCUCCGGACAGCACCAAAACCGUUUACGACUCAUCAAAUACAACCAGGUGGCGUCCCUGAUUGGCUCCUCUAGCGUUCUCUUCUGCGGUCUGAUCUCCAAAAACAUGGAGAAUUUUCCUGCUUUCCAGGGUUUCAGCAUGAUGGUGGCAUUGCUCGCCUGUGGAUGUAUGCUUUACACUGGAUUCCUCAGUGAGAGCAGGUUUGAUAAUAAAGGUUCGGACGCAGAUUGCCAGGAAUCUGCUCAGCCAGCUCUCUCACUGUCUUCUGUGAUCUCCAUGACCUGGCAGAUCCUCACCAACAGAGAUUUCCAACUGUUCGUGGUCAUGAACUUCUUCCAGGUCUUCAUGGUGGCCUUCUGCAACAAUUUCACCAUGAUUUUUGCAGAACACCUCAUCCCUCCAGAUGUUUUGCCGUCGUUUGGGAAGAGCAUCAUGUAUGGGGCUGGAUUCAUCUGCCCUCAGUUGUUGGUUCUGUGCAGUCAGUCUCUUCUCCAUAAGUUUGGAUACUACAAGCUCAUCCUGAUCACCUUCUACGUGGAGGCAGGAGCCGCUGUGUUCAUGCUGCUUCUCGGUCCAAAGCACUAUCGCAUCCUGGCGCUGUUUCUAACCGGAAACAUGGUUUUGGUCCAGGCAGCUUUUAGUCUUUUUAAUUUACCGUUGGCGGACAUCGUUGACUCCGACCUUCAGAAAUAUAAACGCAGAUCUCCUCUGUCCUCCAUGGUGUUUGGGACCAAUGCCCUCUUCACUAAACCAGCACAGUCCCUGGCUCCCAUGCUGGUGGUUUCUAUACUGAACCAGUACGGUUAUGAGACCCUGAAAGAUGUGGGCAACAAUGCAGACUCAAGUGCUCUAGAGUCACUACAUAACGUGAUGUUCUACAUGGUGUGUGCGGUACCCAUGUGUGUGACUGCGCUACAAGCACUGGCCUGGAAACCCUUUUCUAUCAGAGACAGUCACACAGUAGAUUCAAAAUAUAUUGAGGACUACUCUAAGGAACAUGAAGGUUAGACAUGGGUCAAACACAAAUUGACCGACUAGCCUCCAACCAACCACCUGUGAUGGAUGACAACAACAACAACAGGGGAGAAUCAAAGAAGAAAAAGAGGAAGGAAAAGAAGGUACGGGCUACAACAUUCUCCUCCGCCUGGUUAGCACCUUAACCCGCUGCAUGGCGAGGACAAUCAAAAGUUCUGAAGCAGGAUCAAAGUAUCAUCCGGACUCUAGACUUCCAUCUGCUACUGAACAAAUGGAAGCAGGAUGGAAUAGAAAAGAAU
Chanos chanos (milkfish) is the source of this 1923-nucleotide messenger RNA. It is a transcript of the gene mfsd13al, whose product is annotated as major facilitator superfamily domain containing 13a-like. The record is from RefSeq and is a predicted model, not a curated record. NCBI's taxonomy places the organism in Eukaryota, Metazoa, Chordata, Actinopteri, Gonorynchiformes, Chanidae. The transcript is spliced from 7 exons. The coding region runs from base 224 to 1657 and encodes 477 amino acids.